This is a messenger RNA of Centruroides sculpturatus (bark scorpion), 472 nucleotides long. RefSeq lists its product as uncharacterized. The record is from RefSeq and is a predicted model, not a curated record. NCBI's taxonomy places the organism in Eukaryota, Metazoa, Arthropoda, Arachnida, Scorpiones, Buthidae. The coding region runs from base 1 to 408 and encodes 135 amino acids. The transcript is spliced from 7 exons.
AUGGAAUAUUUAGCUGAUAUCUUCAAUUAUUUAAAUAACAUGAAUACUGGUAUGCAAGGAAUAGUGCCAGUAGGAACACCUCAGUCUCAUACUUCUGUUAUUAAUCAAAGUCUUUCACCACCAUUUUUGAAUCUAUCUACUCCAAAAAUGUUAAAAGAAAGAAACAUUUAUUUAUCACCAACAUCAAGUCCAUCAUCACAAUGUUCCAACAGAACUCCUGUCAAUCAAAAUACUAUUAGACAUUCAGGCUUAACUCAAGACUUCUCAGGUAAAAUGUCACUUAGUCCAAGUUCAUCAAAGCAUCUAACUAUGAUACAUAAACCAAUACAGCUAAAACCAGAAUUUAGGCAUCCAGGAUUAAUUAGAAAAGCCAAAGUAUCACCAUACAGUCCAGAUAAUGAGAAAUAGUUAUUUUUAAGCAAUAAAAAGUAUUUAUUGUAUAUAAAUCUGUACAGUAUUCAAUAAAGUUCAG